AUGGCCAUUGGCGGCACCCCAUCGGGAGCCGUGGAGGGGGGAGAGCAGAGGGCUCUCCCCAACUUAUUGGAUAAAAAUAAAGCUUUGAGUAUUCUGAGUUACCUUAGUGUUUUUCCUGAUCUUGGGCUUCAGAUAAUUACACUAUCAGAUUUGGAAUGUGACUACAUUAAUGCUAGAUCAUGCUGCUCAAAACUCAAUAAAUGGGUGGUCCCCGAGGUGAUUGGCCAUGCUGUUGUAACUGUAUUAAUGCUUAUUUCAUUGCACUGGUUCAUCUUUCUCCUUAAUUUGCCAGUAGCAACAUGGAAUAUAUAUAGGUACAUUAUGGUGCCAAGUGGAAACAUGGGGGUAUUUGAUCCCACAGAGAUCCAUAACCGAGGACAACUUAAAUCACACAUGAAGGAAGCCAUGAUUAAACUUGGCUUUCAUCUGCUCUGUUUCUUCAUGUACCUUUACAGUAUGAUUCUGGCUUUGAUAAAUGAUUGAGAAGUUGAAAAAGAACCAUUAGCUGCCAAAUUGGGUCAUCACUCCAGUGACUGGUGGAGCCACAGACACCUUCCGAACAUACCUAGAUCAGUGUCGUCAUGCAGUAUAUUUUUCCUCUUUGAACAAGAAAUAUUUUUCUGUAUUUUUAACAUAAAAUAUUUUCAAAAGACA
Messenger RNA from Athene cunicularia (burrowing owl), 654 nucleotides. It is a transcript of the gene CNIH4, whose product is annotated as cornichon family AMPA receptor auxiliary protein 4. Gene Ontology annotation, cellular component: COPII-coated ER to Golgi transport vesicle; endoplasmic reticulum membrane. The transcript is spliced from 5 exons. The coding region runs from base 1 to 483 and encodes 160 amino acids. Lineage: Eukaryota; Metazoa; Chordata; Aves; Strigiformes; Strigidae. Gene Ontology annotation, biological process: endoplasmic reticulum to Golgi vesicle-mediated transport. The record is from RefSeq and is a predicted model, not a curated record.